This is a messenger RNA of Anas platyrhynchos (mallard), 3345 nucleotides long. RefSeq names its product golgi associated, gamma adaptin ear containing, ARF binding protein 1 (gene GGA1). Gene Ontology annotation, cellular component: trans-Golgi network. NCBI's taxonomy places the organism in Eukaryota, Metazoa, Chordata, Aves, Anseriformes, Anatidae. The record is from RefSeq and is a predicted model, not a curated record. Gene Ontology annotation, molecular function: phosphatidylinositol binding; ubiquitin binding; small GTPase binding. Gene Ontology annotation, biological process: protein localization to cell surface; intracellular protein transport; Golgi to plasma membrane transport.
CUCUAGCUUACUUCCGCCUCCUCUCUAUGGCCCGGCGGCGGGCGGGCGGCGCGGCGGGGCCCCGCUGAGGCGGCGGCGGGGACGGGAGCGGGGCUGGGGGCGGCCCGGGGGGGAGCCGGGCCCGGGAUGGAGCCCGAGACGCUGGAGGCUCGCAUCAACAAGGCCACCAGCCCGCUGAACAAGGAGCUGGACUGGGACGGCAUCGGCGCCUUCUGCGAGCAGCUCAACAAGGAGCUGGAGGGCCCCCCGCUCGCCACCCGGCUGCUGGCGCACAAGAUCCAGUCCCCGCAGGAAUGGGAAGCCAUCCAGGCCCUCACGGUGCUGGAGUCCUGCAUGAAGAGCUGCGGCAAGCGCUUCCACGAUGAGGUGGGCAAGUUCCGCUUCCUCAACGAGCUCAUCAAGGUGGUGUCACCCAAGUAUCUCGGCAGCCGGACGCCGGAGAAAGUGAAGUCCAAGAUCCUGGAGCUGAUGUACAGCUGGACGCUGGGGCUGCCUCACGAGGUGAAGAUCCUGGAGGCCUACCAGAUGCUGAAGAAACAAGGUAUUGUGAAAAGUGACCCCAAACUGCCUGAGGAUGCCCCUUUUCCGCCGCCUCCCCCUCGUCCCAAGAAUAUCAUCUUUGACGACGAAGAGAAAUCGAAGAUCCUGGCUCGCCUCCUGAAAAGCUCCCAUCCCGAGGACCUCCGGGCCGCCAACAAACUCAUCAAGGAGAUGGUUCAGGAGGACCAAAAACGCAUGGAGAAGAUCUCCAAGAGGGUGAACGCCAUCGAGGAGGUGAACAACAACGUGAAGCUGCUGACGGAGAUGGUGACAAACUACAGCAAGGGCGAGACGACGGAGAGCAACGAGGACCUCAUGAAGGAGCUGUACCAGCGCUGCGAGCGCAUGAGGCCCAUGCUUUUCCGGCUCGCCAGUGACACAGAAGACAACGAUGAAGCUUUGGCGGAGAUCCUGCAAGCCAAUGACAACCUGACGCAGGUGAUCAACCUCUACAAGCAGCUCGUGCGGGGCGAGGAGAUCAACGGGGAGGUGACGGCCGGGCCCCUUCGAGGCAGCACCUCAGCACUUCUGGAUCUGUCGGGACUGGACCUGCCAGCGACAGGCCCUUCCUACCCAGCCGUGCCCACCCUCUCAGGUGGCUCGGCGGCCCCCGUGCCUGACCAGGCUGGCUCUGUCUCGCUGCUGGACGAUGAACUCAUGUCUUUAGGCCUGAACGACCCCGCACCGCAUCCUGCCCCGGCUGCCGACAGCAGCGGCUGGAACAGCUUCCAGUCGUCAGAUAGCAGCGAGCUCGGCGUCGCCCCCGUCGUGGCAGCGCCGCCGCUCAAAGCGGACGCGGGCACGGCCUCCCCCAAACCUUCGGCUGGCACCAGUGGCCUGGACGACCUGGACCUCCUGGGCAAGGCUCUGCUGCAGCAGUCUUUGCCUCCAGAGUCCCAACAAGUGCGAUGGGAGAAGCAGCCACCCCCCCGGCUCACCCUGAGGGAUCUCCAGAACCGGAGCAGCUCUGGCACCGCAGCCCCCGCCCCCAGCGCUCUGCCCGUGCUGCAGGGCGCUCCUAACCCCCCUCCACCCCUGCCCUCGGAGGUGCCUGCCCCCGCCACGCUCCCCAAAACUGCGAGCACGCCACCGGGAAGCGCCCCUGGCCCGGCACGGCCUCCUGCCACCGCGCUGCCCCAGGAGAUCUCGCUGGCCAACAUCACUGUGCCUCUGGAGUCCAUCAAACCCAGCAGCAUCCUCCCCGUGACGGUGUACGACCAGCACGGCUUUCGUGUCCUCUUCCACUUCGCCAAGGACGCCCUGCCCGAGCGGCCUGACGUGCUGGUGGUGGUGAUCUCCAUGCUGAGCACGGCCCCGCAGCCCAUCCGAAACAUCGUCUUUCAGUCUGCUGUCCCCAAGGUGAUGAAGGUGAAGCUGCAGCCUCCCUCGGGCACGGAGCUGCCGGCCUUCAACCCCAUUGUCCACCCCAGUGCCAUCACGCAAGUCCUGCUGCUCGCCAACCCACAGAAGGAGAAAGUGAGGCUACGAUACAAGCUGACCUUCACCAUGGGAGAGCAAACCUACAAUGAAAUGGGGGACGUGGACCAGUUCCCUCCACCGGAAUCCUGGGGAAACCUUUAGGUUUCAGGCACUACAUCACAGAGUCCUUGGGAAAACGGCCCCGUGGGGGGGGCUGGGGCAGCCCGAGGAGAGACGGGGAGGGUGGGUGGGGGGCUGCUGCUGCUGCUGCUCACGCUCUGCCCCAGAGGGAGCCUGCCUCCAGGAUGAGAGCAGAGACACCAGGAGAUGCUCGUCCCGCAGGGCCAGAAGCGCAGGCGAGCUUCUCGUGGGCCAACGGUUGCCUUCCCUGCUCUUCCGAAGGCAUUUCUCCCUCUCCAGUUUGUCCGGCUUCUCUUCUAACCCUGCUUUUCCCCUCCAGGCGCAGUGGGGAGUGCGGAUGGGGGAGCUUUAGGGCUUUUGUGUCAGCAAAUGCUGGGUUCUCGGGGCUUCCCCCUUGCUCUCUCCUGGGAGCUGAGUCCCCUUUCUGGUGGGCUCACCCUGGAGCUGGUGCAGAACGAGGCUGAACGGGGCUUUGGGUGUCUCCAGCACCACCCAUCCUCGUUUUGGGGUGUCGGGGGGGGAUUUUCCACUGCCCCCCUCCUUCCAGCGGCAGGCAGAGGUCUUGGAGGGAGGUGGGCAGAGCGCAGCACCAGGGGGCACCACGAAGCUCUGCACGGGGAGCCCGGCACCACGCUGUGGGGGGGGGAGAAAAAGGGGUUGGGCUGUGCCCUGUGCACCUUUUUUCCCCCAAUUUUUCUCUCCCUGCAGCGGGGAGGGGGCUCGCCCAGCCGCCUGAUCACUGUGACACGAGAGCGGGGAGGAGACCAGGGGGUGGCACGGCCCCGGCAGUCCCCGUCCUCACGGGGUUUGUGACCCCAGGAGCUGCUUCCCUUCCCCAGGGUGGAUCUCGGGGGCAAGCUGUGCUCCUGCACAGCAGCUAGGAGGAAACUUGCACCAGGUGGAGAGGAUUUGGGAGAUUUUGGGGGCAGCGAAGGGGGGAAGAGGGCUGGGAGCUGGGGAGCAGCGAGUGGCAGAGGAGAGGGGGAAGCGAGGUCUUUGUGCUGGGGUUCUGCUGUGUCUUACUUCCCUUUCUGGUCUCUUCAGGGUUUUGUAGGGGUUUGGUUUUUUGUUGGUUUUUUUCCUUUGCAGAUCUUGUUUGGUUCCAGAACAGACUUGUAUAUAUUUUCAGUGCGAAUUCUGUAAAUGGAAGAAAACAAAUGGGAGGGAAAAAAAAAAAUUAAAAAAAAAACGCCCGGCGCGAAGAAAUCUGCUGUAUUUAUGGGAAAUAAAGAAUUCUUUCCUGAA